AUGUUUACAUUUCAUGGCCUUUUUAACAAUUAUUACGUGCCAUUAGUAUAUUUUUUGUUAAAAGAUAAGCAAACUAUUUCUUACUCCAAAGCAUUUAAAGCUAUUGAUUUAGAAUGUUCAAAAUUGUGCCAAGAUUUUAAGAUUGAUGUAAUUUAUGUUGACUUUGAAGUUUCUAUUCACAAGGCAAUUCAGAAAAUUUGGCCAGAAACAUUGAUAAAAGGAUGCCGAUUUCACCUAGGACAAUCAUGGUGGCGAAAGAUGCAAGACCUGGGCUUAGCUAAAGAAUAUGGGACGAAUGGAGAAGUUGGCAACUAUCUAUCAUAUAUUUUUGGAUUAUCGUUUUUGAGUCCAGAUGAAGUUGGUGAUUUUUUUUCAUUUGAACUAUCAGAAAUACAACCGGUUGAUUCUAAAAUUGUAGAUUUUGCUGACUAUUUAGUCAACAACUAUAUUUCAGAAGAAUCACUAUUCCCUCCAUCAAUAUGGGCAGAAAAGAGUUCAAGUUUACAGCGAACUACAAACGCGUAUGUUUUAAAGAUAAUUCAAACCGAUACUGUAGUGUUAGUUAGAAGCUCGCUAAUUUCUAUACGUCAAUAUAGAAAACAACGCCGAAACAACAUUUUAUUUGUUGAAAAUCAGAUAAAAAAACUAAAUGAAAAUAAAAUAACAAGGUUACAUUUUGUAAAAAGCUUAUCUAAUAAGUAUAAACCUAAUUUUUGACUGACAUUUUGAUUACUAACAUUAUUGUUAUUAUUAUGAUUAUUAUUUAUUUAUUUAUUAUAUUAUGGACUAUAUUGAUUUUGUUUAGAUCUAAGUGAUUUAACGUUUAUUUACAAUUUUUCGACUGACAUUUUGAUUACUAACAUUAUUGUUAUUAUUAUGAUUAUUAUUUAUUUAUUUAUUAUAUUAUGGACUACCUAUAUUGAUUUUGACUA
Molecule: messenger RNA, 932 nt
Organism: Myzus persicae (green peach aphid)
Lineage: Eukaryota; Metazoa; Arthropoda; Insecta; Hemiptera; Aphididae
Exons: 3
Coding region: 1-717 (238 amino acids)
Source: RefSeq, a predicted model, not a curated record